UCACCAACCACACGAAUUCUUCCAUAUAUACACACACAGUCCAAUUCCAUGUUAUCUUCCAGGGCAUUGAGCAUAUUACUUCUAUUAGCAUCAAGCCAUGUUGAGAGCAUUGAGCACAUGCAGGAACCAUGGAGGUUAUGAAAGGUUAGUCGAUGAGCCUGCUAACAUAAGUCUAUUGGAUGGGAAGUUGAAGAGGGCUAAAAGCGUACCAGCUAGUGUUUUUGGUUCAUCAAAGUCACGAAAGUUGGGACCAGAACUGGCCCUUCAAAAUAUUUUUCCAGCGAAGCCUAGCAGCAGAAAGGUUAGCAAGAGUCAUCCACUGUUUAGUCUCUUCAAUAAUCGUAGAAAGAAGAAACCUACAGCUAGGCCAGAAUUUGCUAGGUACUUGCAGUAUGUGAAGGAAGGAGGGAUAUGGCUCUGA
Messenger RNA from Populus euphratica (Euphrates poplar), 421 nucleotides. RefSeq lists its product as uncharacterized. The coding region runs from base 98 to 421 and encodes 107 amino acids. The record is from RefSeq and is a predicted model, not a curated record. The transcript has a single exon. NCBI's taxonomy places the organism in Eukaryota, Viridiplantae, Streptophyta, Magnoliopsida, Malpighiales, Salicaceae.